AUGGCCAAUGCCACUCCCUCGCUCGGCGAGAUUGGCACCUCGGCGCUUCGGCCGAAGCCCCACCAGGAAGACUUGACCGUCGCCGCAACAGGACGCGCCCUGAAGGGCUCGAAUUCGCUGUAUCAGAGCAUGACGGCUAUCCUGUUGCACAUCCUUCUCAUUGUCGUCGUGGAGACCGUCUUUUUCUUUGCCUACGUCAGCCGGCGAGAGACGGCAAGUUUUAAUCGUGAUUUGCACAGCACGGCGUUCGUCGCAGCAAGGACAAUUGUGAAAGAGCUCAACCAAACAGCGACAGGUCAGCAUCUGCUCUGGGCGGCCCAGUACGCCCUCACAGAUGCUGCACGGCGCCAGCAGAUUGAACAGGUCAGGGAGGGAAUCUGCAUUGGGGGGAAUCUGGAUUUGCAUGUCAUUACUGCAGCAAGUCUUGCUAGGAAUUGUCCGGCGCGAUGGUUCAGGAAAUGCCUCAUCAGGCCUUUGGCAAGGGCUGUUCGAGAAUUCAAACGAGACUUUGGAAGGCAAAGACCGCGUGGGCUCUUUCCUGAGAGAGUUCCUCCUGGACAAGCGAGAAAAGGGUACGUCUCGGUGAAUGUCGAUGGUGUGUUCUGUGUGGCUACUCUGUGCUGCUCCAUCUAUCUGCUUGUGAACAGCAAUCGCACAUGGUCGUCGGCGCCUUGAUGCCAAUAGUCGGCUGCUUCAUCAGGCCAUCUGGUUUAACGUCAUUUCGGCUCUCGUCGUUUUGUCCUGGACCUUCGGGACACCUCGCCUGUGGGCCAAAGCACGUCCCCAAGACCUCGACUGGGCUUCCAUCUUGAGAGACAACACUCUGCUGCUGCUGCUGCUUUCCAUCUUUGAGUUUGCCUUCUUCCUUCUGUUCGUGUCCCAGUACAAAGUCACGAGCAAUGACGAAAGUGCUCACUUUCUCAUGGAAACGAUGCUCGUGUACCUGGCGCAAAGUCCAGUAGCAGAUCGGCCGACGGAGAUCAGGAUAAGGAUCGGAGGAGGUGAGCGGGAAAUACCACUGGGGAAAGCGAUUGAGGCGGUGUAUGCACAUCUGUCGAAAGGGAAGCACGACAGCAGUUGAAGGACCGAUCUCAGCUGCAACUCGGAGCAGCCUUUCAUGGUCAUGCAUGCGUCCAUUUGAAGACCGACAGACGGAAUAGGGCAAGUCGCCUUUUUUGUGCUUGUUCGCGCCAUACAAAAUAGCGCUUAACCACCACCAAUAGCGCUUGCUCGAUGCGUCUCAGAC
Messenger RNA from Vitrella brassicaformis, 1246 nucleotides. The record is from the annotation of a GenBank genome assembly. Lineage: Eukaryota; Vitrellaceae.